Anguilla anguilla (European eel) is the source of this 2520-nucleotide messenger RNA. RefSeq names its product mucin-5AC (gene evi2b). The coding region runs from base 244 to 2034 and encodes 596 amino acids. NCBI's taxonomy places the organism in Eukaryota, Metazoa, Chordata, Actinopteri, Anguilliformes, Anguillidae. The record is from RefSeq and is a predicted model, not a curated record. The transcript is spliced from 2 exons.
CCCGUUUUCACAGCUCUGACUUCCUGCCGCCUGAAGAGAGAGCUUCGCGCUUCCGCUUUUCUUUCGACAGACGGCCACCUCGCACCCGGGCAGAGCAGCGUGCGCCCCUAUCCUCCAACCCCGGGGCCCACUGGACUCAGGACUCACGCGCAGACCGCGGGAAUGCUCGGACCGGACGGGUGAACACGGUACGAGUCACCAAAGCCCUGUUGUACUUCCGAGCACAAAGUAGCGUUCGCUAAAAUGGGGCGGAGCUUCCACCAGUUGCUGUUCCCGCUAUGGGUGUUUGCGUUCGCACUGAACGGCGUAACGACCGUGGGCGCAGUCCCAUCUUUCGACCGCCCCGCGGCUGACUCACUGAGGUCAGCUGCGGGUCGAGGCAGACGUCUGCUCCAGUUCACAGGGUCAGAACGCGACCUGCACCCCACUGCGACCCUGCCCGCAACAGGACGGGGACCGACCGCUCCCCAGCAGCCCGCAUCGCCACUUACCCCGGAGAUAUCAGCGACAUCCGCGGAGCCGGCGAAGUUCUCCACGAGGCUCACAGUGGCGGCCUCUGACGGACGGAUGAGGAGGAGCACUGGGGCGUUACCGGGAGAAGUAACCACGCCCCCCAGCUUGGGAUUAACGACCCUUCGGGUGGGAAGCCCAUCAUCUCCUACCAAAGCAGAGGUACACCAGAAAGUCACCCAACCCAGGCUUUCCCAGGAGUUCUUGGGAGAAACAAUUGGGACCACCCUGAACCCAAACGGUUCUCCUGAGUCAGCGGACCACACCACAUCAAGACCUUCGGCCACCCAGCUCACAACAGCAAGACUGGAACAGACCACUGCCAAGGUCAUACCAAAAACCUUCACCCCCACAGUGCAGACCCUCACCAAAUACGUCGCACCCACUGCCCAACCUGCCUCAACUGGCCUCGCUGGCUCCACCAAACAAACUCCAAAAACAGACACCCUCCAGGUCUCAACCGCUAUCUUGAAAACCACCAAACACAUGACUCCUCCCCCUUCCCCGACUCCCAGUGUCACCCCUACGACCACCACCAUUGUGACGCCAUCAACUGCCUCGGCAACUGCCCCAGGCCCUCCGGCCCCCAUAACCAACCCGAAGAAGACAUCUGAACCCUCCGGCGGCUCCGGCGGCUCCGGCGGCUCUGGCGGCUCCGGCGGCUCCAGCGGCUCCGGCAACUCCAGCAGCUCUGGCGGCUCCAGUGGCGGGCCGGCGGUGGCGGGGUUGGUGGGCGGGGCCCUGGUGGUGAUGCUGAUCUGCAUCGCGUUCAUCCUGGUCAGGAAGCGUCGCCAUCGGCAGAGGCAGAUGAACAACACCGCCUGGGCGGGCCCCACGCCGUUCCUGGACGGCAGCGGCGGCGUCGGCCGCCAGCCCCGGCUCAUGGCGGACGAGAGCGCAGAGGACGGGCCGCGGGAGUCCAAGCGCAUCUCUCUGACCGGCUUCUUCCCCCACGGGCUCUCCCGCCGGCUCUCGCACCUGAAGGAGGUCGACGAGCAGAUGCUGAUGACCGACAUCACGCAGGGGAGCACCUUCGGGAGACCUGAGGAGACAAAGCUGGGGUCCGGCAAUGGAAUAGCACCAGAUCAGAACCAGAACCAGAACCAGGACCAGGACCAGGACCAGGACCAGGACCAGGACAAUGACAAGGACAAGGACCAGGACAAAGACCAGAACCAGGAACCGAACAAAGACCAGGAAAAGAACCAGGAACUGAAUCAGAACCAGAUUCAGACCCAGGAUGACACCACCAUCUCCACAUCUGGCUCUCCCUCUGCAGAGCAGGCAUUGGCCCCGCCCCCGCCCCCUGCCCAGUUGGAAGACAUCAGUCCAGACCCAGCCCCUUCUGAAGCCACACCCCCUCCUCCCCAAUUGGACGAAAACCACCUGGUCCCUCCUCCUGCUCUUGUUCUGCAGGAAGUUGACCUGGGUCCCCCAGCCAGUGAGACGGACAUUCCUCCUCCCCCGCCGAGCGAGAUACCCUUUGUCCCGCCCCCCCCGCCACCUCUACCCUCCUCCACAUAGUGGACCGCCAUCGCUGCCAUGGCAAUAGGUGAGAAGCCAGCAGCUGAGCCUGAAAAUCACUCUCACCGCAAUACAGAAACAAAACCGAUGCAGAUCAGCGAUCCAGCACCUGCAGUGCCCACAUACCCGCCCACCUGCCACGGAAUGAGAUUGUUUUAGGGUAGUGGCCAAUGGGAACAACAGCCCGCGUUCUGCCCAUCGAGGCCACGCCCAUCAGAAGGUUCACUUUGUUCCUGUCAGUGACUCAGAAGGACAAAUUAUGAUUCUCUUGUGUGACGCUAGAAUGCAACUCUGAUAUGUCCCAGCCUACCUUGUGGGAAUUUAACUUGCUCGCUCGCAAUUUCUUUAAGAAAUUAACUUGCUCGCUUGCAAUUUCUUUAAUAGACCUGAAUGUUUUUCUUUCUUAUUUUUUGAGUGCUUUAUGGUGAUAUCCAUAACUGAGAUUCUUUCGUAUGACCAUUAAAAUAUACCCAAUGCAUUCACAAA